Dendroctonus ponderosae (mountain pine beetle) is the source of this 1693-nucleotide messenger RNA. RefSeq names its product ribulose-phosphate 3-epimerase (gene Rpe). Gene Ontology annotation, biological process: pentose-phosphate shunt; carbohydrate metabolic process; pentose-phosphate shunt, non-oxidative branch. Lineage: Eukaryota; Metazoa; Arthropoda; Insecta; Coleoptera; Curculionidae. The record is from RefSeq and is a predicted model, not a curated record. The transcript has 5 exons. Bases 87 to 776 code for a protein of 229 amino acids. Gene Ontology annotation, molecular function: metal ion binding; D-ribulose-phosphate 3-epimerase activity. Gene Ontology annotation, cellular component: cytosol.
UCAUUAUCUUUGUCCUUAAUUAAUGAGUGAUAAGUGUUAUCGCUAGUUAUAUAAUACAAGUACUAUUCUAAUCGCAUCUGCAAAAUAUGCAAAAGAGCACGGUGAAAUGCAGAAUAGGGCCUUCGAUACUGAACGCGGACCUUUCACAGUUGCACGCGGAGUCCAGACGAUUGCUUGACAAUGGAGCUGACUAUCUCCACUUGGAUGUUAUGGAUGGGCAUUUCGUUCCUAACCUGACUUUCGGCCACCCCCUAGUGAAAUGUUUACGAAAAAAUAUACCGAAUGCCUUUUUUGAAACACAUAUGAUGGUACAAGAUCCGCAAAAGUGGAUCGAACCGAUGGCUGAUGCGGGCGUUAGCCAGUACACAUUUCACAUAGAACCAGUGAUAAAAGAAGUGCUUCCAAUAUGUCGUAAAGUUCGAGAGGCAGGCAUGAAAGUGGGGCUGGCUUUAAAGCCUGGAACUGGCAUUGAAGCUGUAAGACAAUACAUUGAUCAUGCUGAUAUGAUUCUCAUCAUGACCGUCGAACCAGGCUUUGGGGGGCAAACAUUUAUGGCAGAUAUGAUGCCGAAAGUACAGUGGCUGCGGCACAAUUACCCCCUUCUCGACAUUGAAGUUGAUGGGGGCGUAGGCCUAAAUACAAUUACUGCAUGCGCUGAGGCUGGCGCCAACAUGAUUGUGGGCGGUACAGCAAUAAUAGGCGCCUGUGACCAGCGAUCGGUAAUAGCGAGUCUAAGGGAAACGGUCGAAAGCUCAAUUCAUAAAUGCAAUGUUUAAGUUUGCAAUGCAUAUGUGAUAAUACAUAUAACUAUGUAGGUAAAUAUGCUAAGGAAUGACAGAAUAGACGGCAGAAGUUCUGAUCGAAUUGCUUUACAAAGGAAGAUUCUUCGGAGGAAUAUCUAUCAGGUUUGAGUUCCAAGUCAUCUCAAUCUUUAUUUAACUAUUUUUGCAAACGCAGACUCUUUCCACUAUUGAAAGCUGCAUGUUCUGUCAAUCUAUUACUAAAUUCAUAGGAAAAUUGUUAACGGUUGUGUACUAAAAAUCCUAUCCAAAACUAAGUAAGUAAACUUGUUAACAAUCAUAUUGAACUAUAUACAAGUUAGAUGGAAUAGGUGUUGUCCUUCAAACUUUCUUUGUUCAAAAAUUGGGUUUUAACAUUAUUGUACAGGGUAGCCCAAAGUAAAUGGGUGUUUGUUAUUGUAUAACUUUGGGGAUGUGUGUGUACUAUUUUCGACAGAUGCGUCCCACUGUUCUAAAACCAAACUGUACAAAAGUUCAGCUUUUAUAUUAGUAUUUUUUCCAUAUUUACAAAGGUGGUUUUAGAUAGGUCGGUCACAGAACACUGCAGAUGCGCAGCCCAAACUUAGCUAUACGCUGUUUGGGUUCCCAUCCGCACUCUCUAAAUAUGUAUAUUCUAAUUGUAAUGGAAAAGGGGAAAUAGGUAAGCUAGGCAGAAUUUUCGUUGGUAUUCACUUUAGGUGUAAAAAGUAUAAUGUUUAAGAAUCUGUUCCUUAAGUUAAAUGGAGCUUGAUGCAGUUACAACCAUUCCUGUUAAGUUAAGACCUAACAUAGCAUGUUUUCGUACCAAAUCUAUAACAUUCGUCUUCUACAUUCUAUUUUUAUAUGUUGGCUUUUAGAUUUGUUAUACGGUUAAAUUUUAAUAAAUUUGCAAUAACGUUUAACCAUUGGGAAAA